This is a messenger RNA of Limulus polyphemus (Atlantic horseshoe crab), 3226 nucleotides long. RefSeq lists its product as uncharacterized. The record is from RefSeq and is a predicted model, not a curated record. The transcript has 3 exons. Bases 594 to 2192 code for a protein of 532 amino acids. Lineage: Eukaryota; Metazoa; Arthropoda; Merostomata; Xiphosura; Limulidae.
AGGAACAGAAGACUGAAAUUAUCAGUAUAAACAUAUAGUAAAAGCAAAUUGGUACAUGAUGUGACAAACUAAGUUGUAGGUGAAUGGUGUAUAAAACUAUGAUACGCCUUUAUGAACAUGCUAAGACUGGAGAUUAUAGAAAAGGAAAAAAAUGUUCCUUAGCAGUUGUACAACAGAACUUUUGAUUGGAAUUUAUAUAAGUGCUAAUAAACUGUGUAUUUAAAAACACUGUCUAAGCAACUUAAAAAAGGAAGACUGUAUAGCUGAUUGUGUUGAUACUGGUGCUAGUACACAAAAAAGUUUAGGUAAAAAAAAGAUUAGAUCAUGUAAUAAAGAAAAUAGUGACUUUAUUGUCUCAACAUUUUAUUUGUGUGAAGAAAAGAGGCUACACAAGAUAUUGUUAUGCAAAAUGAUAUUUGUGAAAUCUGAACCCAUUGAUGAAUAAAAUAAAAUUUUUGAUUUUUCUUAUGAAAAUGAUGUUUGAAGAAUUGUUGUUACAAAGGUGAAAGUUAUACAUCAACUUUUAAACUUGCUCUCAGCUAAAUACUGAACUGAGCUUUUUUGUACCAUAUGAAAGUAACAAUCCUAAGAAAAUGGACAAAUAUCAUAGCAAGCAAGAUGAUGCAUCAAUUUUUGAUUUUGAAGAUUUAAUACCUAAGAAAAGAUGUAGAAAGAUUACAGUCAUAGAAAGUGAUGAUGAUGAUGAUAGUGUACAUUUAAAAAGUUCCACUAACCAAAAUGGACAGAACCUUACUAGUGUUUCUACUGGUAAAAUUACUCAAGAAACUUUAUUUCUGCGAGGUGAAGGUAUAAAGGAAAAGGAACUUUUAUAUGUAGAUUUACCUUACAAACAGGAUGAUAAUUCAGAUUCAGAAGAUUUUAGGUCUGUGAAAAAAGGGAGAAUGGCUAUGGUUAUAAGAGAUGAUGAUGAUGAUAUGAUAGAAGUGAAAGAUUCCAAAAAUCAAGAAAGUGAUACCACUAGCAUACACAGUGAAGAAAAUUUGUGUGUACAAGAUAAAUGUAAGAAAAUUGUAGAAAAACUGGAUUACAAUUCAGACUUAGAUUUUGCUCCUAAAAAGAAAAGAAAGAUUGUAAUUGCACCCAGUUCAGAAAAUACAUCAUCUGAAAGCUCGGAGGAGGAGAAGAUAAAAAGAAACAGCAUCAAGAAAAGUAAUUUUAGUAGAGAAAAUUCUAUCAUCAGAGGUGAAAUGGAUUCAUGUGAAGACUCAAAGGGCUCCAGUGAUAAAGAAGAUGAGGAUUCAGACUCUUCAUUCAUUGAUGAUUCAACAGAUGAGUCAUGUGAUGUUUCAAAAAUGUUAAAAGAAGCUAUAUAUCAUGUGGGAAGGUCAGGAUAUGAUCUGGAGCCUGUAUCCUAUUCCAGUCCAAGAAAAACAAGAAAAGAUGAAGAUGAGGAUAAGAAUGUGUCCCAGUUGGAAAAAGAAUGCAACUCUCGCAGGUAUCCUCACAAACUUUUGGCCACUUUGAAGGAAUUAUCUAGUAAUGAUGUCAAAAUCCCUCAUGAAAUCUUGAAGGAGUGGGAAUUUUACAAAACAGAAAUAGAUGAAGAAAUGUUAUCAGAAUGCUCUUGUGGGAAGAAAAAUAUUAAAGAAUUAAACUUCAUGAAGAAUAAGAAAACAUCCUCAGUUUGUAUCAUUGGGAGUGAAUGUAUACAUUGGUUUGAUGAAUUAAAUUUAAAUGGAAUUAUGAAGUUGGGCCAAAUGCUAUUAAGGAAAGGGGUACUUGUAAACUUUCGUCACCAUCAAAAAGACAAACUUUUGUUUAGAGUAGAUUCCAAGGAGCUUAGUCUGCAACACACUUUUCAUCUUUUGAGGAAACCAAUGUUGCGAGAGUAUUAUUCAGUUCCAUUCCACUAUAAUAAAUGUGCAGAAAGUUGGUUUUUUAAUGUAUAUUCUGAUAACAUGACAAAACUAAAAAUAAAUAAGGAGUACCAUAUAUUUAUCAAAAUGGUAGCUGAGGUUUUAGGUAGAAAAGAAGUACACAUAAAUGAAAAAGACAGUAGUAGUGAAAGUGAUGAAGAAGAAGCAACAGUAAAAGAGAUAGACAAUUGGGAGGAAAAAAGUAUUUCAAAAAAAGAUGAGAAAAUAGUUUUUUAUUUGAGAAAAGUUGAACUUCCUAAAGCUAAAGAGCCAGUGGUAUCUAAACCUUCCAUAAAACAGUUUUUUAAAAUUUGAUUUAAUUUGUACAUUCAGAGCAGUGAAGUAUGUAAAAAUAUAUGAAUUUGGAGGAUUUCUGGACAUUGUUACAUAUGUCAGCUGUAUAUAUUAUUUUUAGAUUUAAGUUUGAAAAUAUUAAAUAACAUCAAGUUUGUAAAAUGCCUUUUAUAGUGUUGGUUUUUCACACACAUUUAAGUUUUAAAAAAAAUGGCAAAUAGUAUUGUUAUAUCUUACAUUCUGAAAAUAUAGAGAAUUCUGUAUUAAUUACUUUCUAUUUUUAGAACCUUUCAGUGAGCGUAAGGUAUGUUAAUUUGUUUUUAAGUUUUAAUAAUAUUAAAAUGUUGACCUUCAUUUUCAACCACAUUCCAAUAGAAAAUGAGGUAUGAAGUUAAAACAUUCUAGGCUCACAUGUAUGUUUCAAAGUACAGUUCUGAUAUAAAAGUAUUAUUUCUGUAGGUGAUUUAAAAAUUACAAGGGUUUUUUUUUUGCAACCAUGCUCAAAUAAGAUAGUAUUAAAAAAUAUUUUUAACAACUGUUGGAGUACGAAUGAUAGAGGUUUUGUUAAAAAGAGUAUUUCAUAGAAGUUUUAUAAAUGUUUAUCUUUACAUAUUCCUAUCUAAUUUCUUUAAUGUUAAUUGCCUUUUUUUUUCUUAUUAUUAUUAUUCCAGUGUCUGAUUUUAAAUAAGAUGUGUAAUUGAAGAUUUAAAAAUCAAGUCCUGUUUUUAAUGGGAAUUUGAAAGAAUGUUGUUUCAAAAUUUAUAUUUGUUGUAAAAUGAUCAUUUCUUUGUUAAAUUUUGACAUUUCUUAACAUGCUGAUGCUUACUUGUGCAGAGGGAGAUAAUUAUUUAGAUAUAUGUUAAACUUUUAAGCUUGUAUUCAAAACAACCUGAUUAGGCUGUUGUCAUGUGGUAUGAUUCAAAAACUAUUUACUAUAUAAUCUGACUAACAUUAGAGGUUGGAUAUAAUUUUUCUUAUUGUUGAUCAAUUAACAAGUUUAUAUAAAGUUACAUAUUUGUUACAAUUAUGAUUAUUCAGUGUUUCAGUUUUUUAAU